This is a messenger RNA of Loa loa (African eye worm), 2599 nucleotides long. RefSeq lists its product as hypothetical. The transcript has 14 exons. The coding region runs from base 21 to 2048 and encodes 675 amino acids. Lineage: Eukaryota; Metazoa; Nematoda; Chromadorea; Rhabditida; Onchocercidae. The record is from RefSeq and is a predicted model, not a curated record.
CAGGACUGAGGGGUACUGCAAUGACUUGUUUACAUAGUCUAGUUGAUUUGCUGAUAGAAAUGACGACUACUGAAGCUCCGUUUUUACUCCCAUUUGCUGCACUUUUUGAACCGACACUUCGAUUAAUGUUGCAACUGGUAUCAAUAAGUUCUGGUUGUUCAACUGUUAUCCUUAGAUUUUUUCGCUCAAAUCACGACCUUAUUUAUCGCUUGGCAUCUUCCUUAUUGAUUUUGAAUAUAAGAACUCAUGAUGAUGGAGAGGAAAAUAUGGUGUUAAAGAAUUUAAAGACCACUGUUCAAGGUCUGGUGCUACAUUUAAGUGCCAUUGAAUUGUCUUCUCUCUUACAAAAUCAACAUUACAGUCAGCCAGAACGUUAUUUUCACCUGAUGCUGUCGCAGAGAGAUGAGAUAAUGGAAGAACAAGAUUCAGCAGCAGUCGAACCUGUGCAGGGACAAGGUGCCAUUGGCUACACUCCAAAUGAACAAAGGGAUGAAGAAGAAUGGCCUUUUCUGUGGCAGCUAUUAAGGACAAAAGCUGAUUUUAAUGAAAUAGAUAUUCCGGUAAUGGAGUUGCUUAAUACGAAAAAAUUGCAGCAGAUUUUAUUGUUAUGUCUGCGUCCCACAUCUGCAAACGUUCAGCAGUGUGAUAUCGAGCAUUUGAACUGGCUGCUCUGUAGGGAAUUUAGCGUGGUUGCUAAUGAAAUGCAGCCAAAAUUCAGUUUCGGAAUUUCGCAGGAUACCAAGCAAUUGCUUCAGUACUGCACAACUUAUAACCUUAUGAAAAAUGCAGAAGCUUCACUGCGGCAGCUUCUUUCUGGUUGGCUGUCGUUUGUAAAUGUUUUGGCUAUAUUCUGUCCGGUUCCAUUUCUCGCUCUCGAUGUUCAAUACCAGUAUCUCUCAGAUGCAUUAUAUCUCUUACUAAACUAUACUUCGGAUACAUAUAUGGACGCAAAACUUUCUUCAGCGGUUUCACAAUGUCUUCUGAGAUUGACGGCUUCGAUUUGUGCACUGCUAAAAAGUUUGAAAGAGGAUACUGAUGCGUUUAGAAGCGCUGUUACUGAUGUUGCCGAUGCUUUGAUCCGGUUUCUGAUACAGCCAGGUAAACGAUCGUUACAGACGAAGUUAGAUUUAUAUGCUUGCAUUUCACUCAUUUUAAACUGUUCAACUGAAACAAUUGUUUCGGAAAAAGAAGACCAUCAGGAUGUUUUUCAUUCUGAUGAUGAUUUUCUAUCUGGUUUAACAGCCUUAAAGAUUGUGCAACAUGAUAGUUUGCGAAUUGCAUUCACAAAAUAUGGACAUGAACUAAUUUCACUGCUGUCCAAAGAUAUUUGUGACUCACCACCAGAACUUAAAUUUGUGGCAUUAUUCUGUCUCACACAAAUACUGCGUGAAGACGCGAUGGGAUCUCAGUCGCUAGCACUUGAAUUCCUUCGUACUGGUGUGUUGCGAUAUGUUUUGGAGUCAGUGGCUGAUAUUAAUUUAAGUGGAUCCGAGAUUAAUGAUAUUCGUUCUUUGGAACACUUCAAUAUUAUAUUGACUUUGUUUAUUCGGCUCGCGCUUACAAGUUGUGGUUGGAAUGGUUUACAAGAUAUUAAUGCUUUGCAAGUGUUAGCAAGCAUCCCUCUUUGGUCAAAUCCACCGAAAGAUUUGUUUCUUGCGUCCAGUUUUGACCUAAAGACUCGUAGCGUCUCGUCACUCUACAUGAAUUAUAUCACAAACGUAGUGUAUCUUUGUAUUGCGUUAUGUUCGAAUUCUCACUGGAAAAGAAUCUCAAUCCAGGUUCUUGGACUGUUAUCGUGCAGUGCCGAUGUGCUGAAUCAUUUGAUGCGAACUAAUAGGCAAAAUUCGUUUCUUGUGAAAUGUGGCAUUCUCAUUGCUCAUAUCUAUUACUUUGAUACCUCAUCUCGGCCGUUCAUUGAGAAAUCAAGCUGUUUAAAUGCUUUAAGAAAAUUGUCCGGUAAAAUGUUAUCGUCAUCUUCACUCCCCUUGAAAGCCGCUUUCAACACUCCUCGACAUCUCUUUAAUAAUUCCAGUUCGAUUACUAGCUGACAAACAUGUUCUGGUUGGUGUUGUUUUAAGAAGUUGGAUCACAGUAUAUCACUUGUAAGCUUUUUUGAUAGUAGUAAUUUUUUUGUAGAAUAUCUUGGUUGAUGAUACUUUGCAUUUUGCAGCAGUUUAAGGCCAUUUGGAAUUGCUAUUUUACGGGAAAAGUUAAGAUGGUGAAGUUUCCAGGCCGAAAUGUGAGACAGUUAUGAAAUCACUAGAAAUCUAAAUUAUCCAUUUUUCUGUGCUUUUUGUAUUACUCAACUCUUUAUGUUGGAAAUGAAUAAAUUACUUGUAAAUCAAAGGGUCUCAACUUUUUUACAGAGAUUUGUUGAAGUUACUACAUUCACAUCUAUAAAUGCUUAAUGUCAUAUGCUUGCUUGUAUCAUUUAAUUACACAUGUGCUUCAUGCAUGUAUUUUAUCUUCUACAUAAGGUUUAUGACUAAUUACAUUUUGUUAGGACUAUUAAACUAUUGUUCUUUCGUAAAUAUGCUUAGUUUGCACCUUGUUAAAUCCGAAAUGCAUAUCAGAGCUGGAUUUAGUAAAACUAGAGUGG